Phalaenopsis equestris is the source of this 1077-nucleotide messenger RNA. Its product is annotated as caffeoylshikimate esterase. Gene Ontology annotation, cellular component: membrane. Lineage: Eukaryota; Viridiplantae; Streptophyta; Magnoliopsida; Asparagales; Orchidaceae. Gene Ontology annotation, molecular function: lipase activity. The record is from RefSeq and is a predicted model, not a curated record.
GCAGAAUAUGAAGGGAUAAAAAUGAAGGAGUCCUAUGAGGUGAAUUCAAGAGGUUUGGAAAUAUUCACCAAACGCUGGCUUCCGGGGAAUCAUCGAGUGAAGGCACUCGUGUUUUUCUGCCAUGGUUAUGGAGACACAUGCACAUUUUUCGUUGAAGGUAUAGCCAAAAAGAUAGCCUCAGCUGGCUAUGGAUUUUUUGCUAUGGAUUAUCCGGGCUUCGGUCUUUCGGAAGGAUUACAUGGCUAUAUCCCAAGCUUUGAUGAUCUUGUUCAUGAUGUGGUUGAGCAUUUCUCCAAAAUUAAAGAGAACCCUGAAUUUAAAGGUCUUCCGAGCUUCUUAUUCGGCCAAUCGAUGGGUGGAGCGGUCGCCUUGAAGGUUCAUCUUAAACAACCUCAGUCGUGGGAUGGCGCAAUUCUACUCGCUCCAAUGUGUAAGAUAUCGGAUGAUGUGCUUCCUCCUUGGCCAAUGGUGCAUCUUCUAAUCAUUUUGGCAAAAGUAUUUCCCAAAGAGAAGUUAGUGCCUCAGAAGGAUUUAGCAGAGAUGGCAUUCAAGGAUUUGAAAAAGAGGGAACAGACUUCCUAUAAUGUCAUUGCUUACAAAGGCAAACCUCGCUUGAGGACGGCUGUCGAGAUGCUCCAGACGACAGAGGAAAUAGAACGUCGGCUUGAAGAAGUUUCUCUGCCUCUAUUAAUUCUACAUGGAGAGGUUGAUAAGGUGACUGAUCCCUCAGUGAGUAAGGCUCUGUAUGAGAAGGCAAAAAGCUCAGACAAGAAGCUCUACCUAUAUGAAGGAGCUUUCCAUUCCCUUCUUGAAGGAGAAUCUGACGAGAUGAUUUUCCGUGUUCUCGAUGACAUUAUUUCUUGGCUUCAUGAUCACUGUUCUGCCGUUAUCGGGUCCCAAGCCCCAAAUACGAACAGUGAAAGGUUGUGUUAGGUAGUCGACAAACAACGUAAAUUAUUUAUCAAAAAAAUCAUGACAAAGAUGGACCAAAAGAUUUUAACAAUGAUGUAAAGUUUCCUUUUUUGUAAGUUAUUUGAAAUUUUCUAUUUCUUUGGAUGUUAAUUUUUGUUAGGUUCA